Rhinichthys klamathensis goyatoka is the source of this 1448-nucleotide messenger RNA. RefSeq names its product MAD2L1 binding protein (gene mad2l1bp). NCBI's taxonomy places the organism in Eukaryota, Metazoa, Chordata, Actinopteri, Cypriniformes, Leuciscidae. The transcript has 3 exons. The record is from RefSeq and is a predicted model, not a curated record. The coding region runs from base 42 to 1262 and encodes 406 amino acids. Gene Ontology annotation, cellular component: nucleus. Gene Ontology annotation, biological process: regulation of exit from mitosis.
UCUUAUUUCCUUUCUCGUGAUUUCCGGUUCCCGUGUUUCCCAUGAUGCCGUGCACAGUGGGUGUAAAUUCGAAGUUUCAAACAUUAAAAAUGGAAGAGGGAUCGAGGAGGAGAGAGGUUGAGUGUGCAAACAUGACUGUCACCAAACACAGCAGUACCAACGAAACUUCUAACAACAGCUACAAUGACAAACUUAUUAACACCAAUCAAUGCACAUCUCACGAAGAACAAACAAAGGUUUCAUCUGACGGAGAAACGGAAAGGAACAUUUUGUGCCAUGUCGAUGAUCCUGAAUCCUCCCCUCAUUCUCAGGUGGAAAAUGUGUGCCUGCUGGACAACAUUGGUGAGAUUGAGAGAGACAGGGUUUGUGUGGAGACCUUUAAACCAUCAGAGGACAAAGAAAACAGAAAUAUCUCCACACAUGCAAAAACUGAGCAUAGAGGUGACGAUCAUGAUGUAGGUUGCCAGCAGACCAAUGCUUUGGCCAGUUCUUCUGGCAGUCAGGGGGAAUCUAGUGAAAUAUCUGCACACCAUGUUGAUGAUGAGGAAAUAUUCAGGAGAGCGAGAGAGGAAGGACGAGUGAAUGUCGUCUUCCCCGGGCACAUCACCCAGGACGGUUGCUGUAGAUUAGUUUGCGAGCUUCUGAAGUGUGUCCUUUACCAGCGGCAACAGAUGCCAAUGACAUAUGACCAAAUGGUGUUCCUGCAGAAACAGCAGCAUAAUACCACUCAGACGGAGGACACGGUGAACCGACGGCCUGCAAAGACAUCAGGGGGCUUGGACUGGCGUCGGUGCCAGCGGACGUUGCAGGAGUUGGAUGAAGUGCUGGCUCACCUUGAGGCCCUAUUCUCUCUUAGCCAUGUUCCCUGUGUGCUUUUUCUGCUGGGUGGAUCUACCAUCCUUCCCACUGAGCUUUAUGAGGUCAACAUGGAAGCAUUGGCUGUUGAGGCUGGCAAAAACAGCUUAAGGACCUCAAGCUGUCUAAGACAGCUUUUCCGGACGCUAUUUGUGGCCGACCUGUUGUCGGAUGCCAAGUCUGUGCGUCUCAUGACCACCACAGUCAUGGCUCUGGGGCACCGGGAUUGUGGUGUGACUGGGUUUAAACCCAAAGUGGAUUUUAAAUUUCCCACAAAAGUGAAAAGACAAGUCAUCUCUAUAGCCAGUGAUUUGUCACUUACCGGGGAACUACAAAAAAGUAAGAGAGACCUGGAGGACUAUAUAUGGUUUCAGGCCCCUGUCACUGUGAAAGGAUUCUGUAAAUGAUGAGGGAAUAAAGAGUAACAGAUUUCAGGGAAUGUUGGAAUACAAUUCACUCCAUUCUCAGGGAUCAUUGUAUGACUGGCCAAAAAAUAUGGGCUAUUGUUUUUUUGUUUUUUUUAAUAUGCUUUAUUCAGGAAUUCUGUGUGAACUUUAAUGUUUUAUAACUGCAGAUUAUUUAUGCCAUGUUUA